Phytophthora infestans T30-4 is the source of this 669-nucleotide messenger RNA. RefSeq lists its product as uncharacterized. The transcript has 2 exons. The coding region runs from base 1 to 669 and encodes 222 amino acids. NCBI's taxonomy places the organism in Eukaryota, Oomycota, Peronosporomycetes, Peronosporales, Peronosporaceae. The record is from RefSeq and is a predicted model, not a curated record.
AUGGAGCAGCCCCAACAGAAUCACGGCUGGAAGGGACCCCACGAGCGCAUGUAUCGCAUUCAACUAGGACGAUCUCGUACCAGUAAUUGUGCUUCGCCUCGGGUAUCGCCGUAUCCACAACGCGAUCGAACCCCGCCGCAACGUCUGCAAGAUGAAGCAUCGCCUGCUACCAACGCUGCAUCACCUUCGGCUCAUCGAACAGCAGCACAGCAUCGACUUCAGCUAGUCAUCCAACCAAUCGUCAAGAAUACGAUUGGCCAACGUGACACAUCGGGUGAGGCCCUCGAUGUGUUUGCUGUGAAUGGUGCCACAUUUAACGAUAUUAUACGUAAGAUCUGGACCAAGUUCAGUUGCCGAGUUAAGGGGCAAGCAGUAAAGCGUGAUGGUACCUGGUCUGUCGAGGAGCCAUUGGAGCAAUCAUGGUCCAAGGUCAUGCAGUUUGAGAACGGUCGUCACCUAGUUGACAGCACGAAGAAUAGCCAGGCCUGGAAUCGCUGGAUUGCUUCAACGCGUGGCGAAACUGUGAAGUUGAUGAUCUACCAGUAUGGGCUAGCUAUUGCGAAAGCACAAGAUCUCGAAAAGUUUCUCACAGCAUGCAUUCGCCCGGUACAGACCGACCGCUCUGGCGCAGCAGUGAAAGCUUGCUUCAGGAGGUUGUUGAAGAGCUGA